This is a messenger RNA of Aspergillus ruber CBS 135680, 1539 nucleotides long. Its product is annotated as DUF3176 domain-containing protein. The record is from RefSeq and is a predicted model, not a curated record. The transcript is spliced from 3 exons. NCBI's taxonomy places the organism in Eukaryota, Fungi, Ascomycota, Eurotiomycetes, Eurotiales, Aspergillaceae. Bases 207 to 1472 code for a protein of 421 amino acids.
GAUCACGGAGGGGUGCGAUUCGGUCCGUUCGCUGUCAUGUUUUGAAAACUUUUUCUCUCAAUGACAUGAACAUGCUAUUAUGGAGUUAAAGAAGCAACCAUGGCUCGACUUCGCAGUUGUUUCCGAGCCCGGGCAGUGGGGAUGAAAAGCAAUCCGACUCUGCAGCCGCGCAGCCGAGGAUAGAACGCGGGUGGAAGUAUCUCACUAUGGAUACUUGGUAUGGGGAGACGCUUCUUUUGAGUUUCAGUUUUCUCAGCUUCCUCGCCAUUGUUGUUGUGCUGGCAGUCUAUGACGAGAAGCCAUCGCCGAGUCUGAAAUGGGGUCUGAAGCUGAAUACCAUCAUUUCUAUUCUGGCUACCGCGUGCAAGUCGUCUUUGAUUUUUGUGGUUAGCGAGGCGAUAGGGCAGUUGAAAUGGAUUUGGUUCUGGACGGGGAAGAGAAAACUCAGAAGCUUGCAGACUAUUGAUGAAGCGAGUCGGGGCCCUUUGGGUUCGGUCUCGGUUCUAUUCUCGCGUCCUCAGAAAGGACGUGCGUUGAUAAUGCUUGGAGCCGCAAUCACUCUCCUGGCUCUGGCAUUUGAGGCGUUCAUGCAGCAGAUCGUGAGUUAUCCCGUGCGACAAGUCGACGAUGGCACCGGCCGAGCAAUAGCAAAGCGAAAUGGAUUUCUCUUCGACAAUGAUGCGUAUUGGGCUUACGAGGAGGAUGUCGUUGGCGCAAUCUAUGCGGGGGUGUGGACCACAGAUUUCAGACUGGAUCCAACCUGUCCAUCCGGAAACUGCACCUGGCCACCUUUCCAGUCGAUUGGCUGGUGCAGUCAGUGCGAGGAUAUCACCUCCCAAGCGACCUUGGCCAAUUGUACCAGCAUUCCCGAGGACACGGACAUGACUGAGCCGCAUGUGUAUCCCUGCAACGUGACUGUUCCAAAGGGCAACUGGGCUUCUUUCCCUAUUCACGUGUCCAAGACUAAUGGAGUGGCCAUGCUGGAAAUGCCCACGGAUAUGGUUUGGACGGUUGGUAUAAAGCCGCCUGGGGUGUAUGCCGGUGUCGAAAACCCGCUGAUCGUGCUCGCGCAUGCUGAGAUGCACGAUUACCCUCUUACCACGCCAUCGCACCCGGAAAAGGACAUGAAAAUUGGCAACGUUACCCAAUGCGUGUUAUCCCCAUGUAUGCGGACUUACAGUGUUUCUGUGUCUGGUGGCAAUCCAGCCACGCACCUGUCCCCGCCAAGUUGGGGAGAGCUUGUUGAUGAUGGCCGUAACGUUAGUGACAGCUACAAUGCCGUGUUCCAGUCUACAGCCGGUAACAUAACGGCCGGCAUCUCUCCUUCAUUUGUUUACAAUUUCGAGGACAUCCAUGAUUCUAUACGGUUCACAACGCUGUACAACUACUAUGGUAAUGGCAUGUGGACACGGUCGGGCGAGGUAUAUGAGGACAGCCUCAGGAGACAAGUACGGGCUCGAAAACAGCACUGAAACUGUACACGGGACCAUGUCCGUCUCUCUGGUCUAUGUAUCCGUUGACUGGGAGUGGAUCACCCUC